Molecule: messenger RNA, 1767 nt
Organism: Cylicocyclus nassatus
Lineage: Eukaryota; Metazoa; Nematoda; Chromadorea; Rhabditida; Strongylidae
Source: the annotation of a GenBank genome assembly
AUGGCUUACGGUUCCCGCUGCUGGAAGUUAUUUGAAAAUCGAGAAUCAGGGAUUCACAAUAGAGAAAUCAGGGCUUUGCAUUGCAGGGUAACAUUCUCUCCGCAUCGUUUUGAUCUGCUACUUUUGUUCACUUUCUUCUACUUCAUCGUGUUCUCCUGCAUCUUCUCUAGGCAUCAGCAGUCUUGGUGCACUUUCCUCUUUUUCUUCACCUAUGUGGCCAUUCACUGCGACGAGACCGUGAUCCGUCACACAAUGGGCGUUAGAGAGCUGACACCUGCGCAGCUAGAAUUUUUCGAAGCUUGUCGUCGAGGUGAUGUUGAAAAAAUCAGAAACUGCAUCACAAGCAAGAAGAGCAAAAAGCCACGUACCCCUCUAAAUUUUUUGCGAACAGCACUUCCGUCACUUGGCUGGCUAGCUUCGUCCAAGGAUCCUUCAACGCUCUAUACGCCGUUGCACACGGCGGCUCUUCAUGGACAUUACCAAGUUUGCAAAAUUCUUCUUGAAUCCGACAAGCUCUUAUGUUCGGCCAGGGAUAAGCGGGGAUGUAUUCCAUUACACUUGGCGUCAUGGAAUGGUCACUACGAAGCUGUCAAGCUACUAUGUGAAUCUGAUCCCAGUAGUGUCGAUGCUGUGAACAAUGCUCAGGAGUCAUCUCUGCAUUUAGCCGCUCAGCACGGCCAUGAUCUACUUGUUCGUGUCCUUCUUGAGCAUCAUGCAGACCCACGAAUAAGAAAUGCACGCUUCGAAACUCCUUUAGACGUAGCCGCUCGGACCGGACAUGCCGUUGUGUGCAAAAUUCUAGUCGCUUUUUGCCCAGAGCUUACUUUACAGUCAGCAGUUGAUUGCUCAUCAACUGGUGAAAGUGGCCAGAUCCGUGCGCCAGUGGUCUACCCUUUGCAUGCAGCUGCCAGGCACUCGCACAUCCAGUGUUUGCAGAUACUUCGACUGGGUGGUUUUGACAUUGACUUUGUCACUGAUGAAGGCUCAGCUCUGCAUGUUGCCGCAAUGUUUGGACAAGUGGAAGCGGUGAAGUAUCUGACCAAUGAAGGAAUCAAUCCACACGUACGAGACAGCAAAGGUCGAACUGCAUUAGAACUUUUGCGAGAACACGAACAACACCGCACAUCGGAUCUGACACAUAUCAUCCAAAGUCGCGAAGGUUGGAGUGAAUGUCGACAAAUAAUCGAAGGGUAUAUAAAACGGCUGGAAUCUGAUCAUUUCAAUUCGUCCAGCGAUUCGGGUAUAGACAGAAGGGAUUCAGAGCGAAGUGUUGUCGAUGACGACGCUGGCUGCGACGUUUGGCGGCCCUUACCAUCUGGCGCUUUAGCCGAUUAUAUGGUAAAACCAUCAAGCAGGGCCUUCAACUCAAUGCCAUCUAGCAACAGAUCUAACCCUGCGGAAAUAAUGGUCUCUGUCGAUGCUGUGUGCGGUGCUCCCAGCAUGAGUUCACAGCCAGAAUGUGGGGCUCCAUUAAGUGACACGACCCCAACAUUCACUUGGUCCCACGCACAUGUUGCACCUCAUCGGACAUGGAACAGUCGUAUGUACGACGCGGAGCGGGGAUAUUGCUUAGCGAGAUUAGGGACUGAUAAGGCUAGAAUCGCUUUUGAACAAGCGUUGGAAUUGCAAAAUGACAAUAUUCCAGAAUUCAACGAUUGCUGGAUAUGUCCUACGACGUCAUAUAUUUUGCGCCAACCAGCCGUGAUUGGUUUAUGCUUCUCUAAUAAGCUUAGAAGGCAAAGUUCCAUCAAAGCGAAGUCGCAGUAA